Messenger RNA from Dothidotthia symphoricarpi CBS 119687, 1257 nucleotides. RefSeq lists its product as uncharacterized. Bases 1 to 1257 code for a protein of 418 amino acids. Gene Ontology annotation, biological process: vesicle fusion; exocytosis. Gene Ontology annotation, molecular function: syntaxin binding; SNAP receptor activity. The record is from RefSeq and is a predicted model, not a curated record. Gene Ontology annotation, cellular component: plasma membrane; SNARE complex. Lineage: Eukaryota; Fungi; Ascomycota; Dothideomycetes; Pleosporales; Dothidotthiaceae. The transcript has 5 exons.
AUGGGUUUUCUGAGCAAGAAGAAGGACGACGGCGACGACAGCAGCCGCUCCAAGCUGUUCGGAGGCCGGACUAAGGAAAAGGCCGGCCAGGCGGCCCAGAACCCAUACGCCGCGCCUCCCGCGAACGAUCCCUACGCCGCACCUCCGGCCUACUCGGGUGGCCAAGCCUCGAUCCGACCAGAGAAAACACCUGCCGUGACAGGCGCUGGACAGCCGUUCGGACAGCGGGGCGGCUAUGGCGCUCAGGGCGGGAGCUAUGGUGCUCCAUCAGGCUAUGGGAACGACCGCUACGGAGGCGAUGCACCCACCGGGCCCCCUUCUCGCGGCCCUGGAGGUUAUGGCGGGCUUGGAAGGACCUCAUCCAACGACACCAUGAGCACCGACGUGGGUCGCAACGAGCUCUUUGGCAAUGCGCCUCAGCGCGUCCAGCAACAAUCGCAGCAACAACUUCCCCAAGCCGGGGGCUACGGCCAGAGUGGGGCCAGCGGUGGAUAUGGCGCCACCUCUGGGGGAUAUGGUGCUGCUCCUGGCGGGUAUGGAGCCUACGGCGACCGUGAACUGACCGCCGAAGAGCAGGAGGAAGAGGACAUCAGCGCCACCAAGACGGAGAUCAAGUUCAUGAAGCAGCAGGAUGUUUCUUCCACGAGGAACGCGCUGCGCCUUGCCCAGCAAGCUGAGGAGACAGGCCGUGAUACGCUGGCGCGAUUGGGGGCUCAGGGAGAACGCAUCCACAAUACUGAACGCAACUUGGACCUUGCCUCUACGCAGAACAGAAUAGCAGAGGACAAGGCGCGCGAGCUGAAGACUCUGAACAAGUCCAUGUUCGCCAUGCAUGUGUCCAAUCCCUUCACAGCAUCAUCGCGUCGUGAGGCACGCGACCAGAAGAUUAUGGAAACCCACCGCACUGAGCGCGAGCAACGAGACGCUACGCGCAAAGCAGCAUGGGAAUCGUCUGCGCGCAACGACGGCGUGAACCGCAACAUGCAGGGCGCGGGCAGAGGAGCCACCAAGGGAAGCCUUGCUGAGCGAGCCAAGUAUCAAUUUGAAGCUGAUUCGGAAGACGAUGAGAUGGAGAAUGAGAUUGACGGCAACUUGGACGCUCUGCACGGCGCCGCUAAGCGGCUCAAUCAACUGGGACGGGCGAUGGGCGAGGAAGUCGACACGCAGAACACGCACAUUGAUCGGAUCAUUGGCAAGACGGACAAGGUGGAUGACCAGAUUGCCAUGAACCGCGCAAGGCUCGAUCGUAUCAAGUGA